Balaenoptera acutorostrata (minke whale) is the source of this 1423-nucleotide messenger RNA. It is a transcript of the gene SRR, whose product is annotated as serine racemase. Gene Ontology annotation, molecular function: magnesium ion binding; L-serine ammonia-lyase activity; ATP binding. The record is from RefSeq and is a predicted model, not a curated record. Gene Ontology annotation, cellular component: cytoplasm. The transcript is spliced from 9 exons. The coding region runs from base 324 to 1358 and encodes 344 amino acids. Gene Ontology annotation, biological process: pyruvate biosynthetic process; L-serine metabolic process; D-serine biosynthetic process. Lineage: Eukaryota; Metazoa; Chordata; Mammalia; Artiodactyla; Balaenopteridae.
UCGGUCGGGAAGAGGCGGGCCGCGAGCCUGGGCGGGGGCAGCCGGGCGCCGCGCGUGCGCAGAGGUGUGGCCGGGAAGGUGCGCUGAGGCGGGAGUUGGAGGCGCGGCGCCUGGGAGUAUUGUCUUAAAUGACCUCACACCCUUGGCCACUGGUCCUGGGCCUAGAUGGGCCAAUCAGCGUCCCUACCCAGAAUUUUUUUAACUGAAACUAAGAAAAAAAAGAAAAUCCCUCUCCAGUUUGGAAGCCGUAAAAUGUAAAACACAGGAGCUGUCAGCAGCCAUGUGUCCUGCCAUACCGAACCAGCUGGUCUGCAGUGAAAAGAAUGAAGCCGACAUGCAGAAAGCAGCAGAGAACCAUGUGUGAUCAGUACUGCAUCUCCUUUGCUGAUGUUGAAAAAGCACAUAUCAACAUUCGAAAUUUUAUCCACCUCACACCAGUGCUAACAAGCUCCAUUUUGAAUCAAGUAACAGGGCGUAAUCUUUUCUUCAAAUGUGAACUCUUCCAGAAAACUGGAUCUUUUAAGAUUCGUGGUGCCCUUAAUGCAAUCAGAGGCUUGAUUUCUGCCACUUCAGAAGAGAAGCCCAAAGCUGUUGUUACUCACAGCAGUGGAAACCAUGGCCAGGCUCUCUCCUAUGCUGCCAAAUUGCAAGGGAUUCCUGCUUAUAUUGUAGUGCCCGAAACAGCUCCCAACUGUAAAAAAUUGGCGAUACAAGGCUAUGGAGCCUCUAUAGUAUACAGUGAACAGAGCGACGAGUCCAGAGAAAAUGUUACAAAAAGAAUUGUGGAAGAAACAAAAGGCAUCAUGGUACAUCCCAACCAGGAGCCUGCAGUGAUAGCUGGGCAAGGGACAAUUGCCAUGGAAGUCCUAAACCAGGUUCCCUUGGUAGAUGCACUGGUGGUACCUGUAGGAGGAGGAGGAAUGGUUGCUGGAAUAGCAAUUACAGUUAAGGCUCUGAGACCUAGUGUCAAGGUAUAUGCUGCUGAACCCUUGAAUGCAAAUGACUGCUACCAGUCCAAACUGAAAGGGGAACUGACCCCCAAUCCCUAUCCUCCAGAAACCAUAGCAGAUGGUGUCAGAUCCAGCAUUGGCUUAAACACCUGGCCUAUUAUACGGGACCUCGUGGAUGAUGUCUUCACUGUCACAGAGGAUGAAAUUAAGUAUGCAACCCAGCUGGUGUGGGAGAGGAUGAAAUUGCUUAUUGAACCUACAGCUGGUGUUGGAGUGGCCGCUGUGCUGUCUCAGCAUUUUCAAACAGUUUCCGCAGAAGUAAAGAACAUUUGUAUUGUGCUCAGUGGUGGAAAUGUAGACUUAACUUCCCUAACUUGGGUGAAGCAGGCUGAAAAGCCAGCUCUUUAGAAAUCUGUUUCUGUUUAAUAUGUGCAAAAGGAAGAAAAGGGAUUCAGUGUCCAGACACUUGGAAA